UUUAACUGCGUGUGCGUGUCCUCGGUCCUUCCCCAGUUCUGCGAGGAGUUCAAGGAGAAGUGCCCCAUCUGUGUGCCCUGUGGGCUGAAGCUGGCGGAGAAGACGCAGACGGCCAUCGUCCGGCACUUCGGCCUGCAGAUCCUGGAGCAUGUGGUCAAGUUCCGCUGGAACAAUAUGCCUCGCCUAGAAAAAGUUUAUCUAAAGAACAAUGUCAUGGGCCUCAUAUCCAGUGGAACUCAGAGUAUUCUGGAGGAGGAAAGUCACAUUAAGGAUGUUCUGUCUCGCAUUGUGGUGGAGAUGAUCAAGCGUGAAUGGCCCCAGCACUGGCCUGACAUGCUGAAGGAGCUGGAUACCCUCUCCAAGCAAGGGGAAACUCAGACAGAACUGGUGAUGUUCAUCCUCCUACGUUUGGCAGAGGAUGUGGUGACUUUUCAAACUCUGCCUACCCAGCGACGACGAGAUAUCCAGCAAACCCUCACCCAGAACAUGGAGAAGAUCUUCAGCUUCCUACUAACUACCUUGCAGCAGAACGUCAACAAGUACAGGCGCAUGGUUGGAGCACCCCAGGAACAAGAAGCCCUCACCACUCCACAGAAGGCUGAUCUGGCUCAGGAGCCAAAGGCCCAGGCAAACUGCCGCGUGGGGAUAGCAGCACUCAACACCUUGGCUGGCUACAUUGACUGGGUGGCCCUGAGCCACAUCACAGCAGACAACUGCAAGCUCUUGGAGAUGUUGUGUCUGCUCCUAAAUGAACCUGAGCUCCAAAUAGGAGCAGCAGAGUCAUUAACUUUUUUUUUCCCCCACUUUAUACACUGCAAAGUGGGAAUUAUUGUCACCAGCAGUGUCAUCUGGCAGCUCAGAGCAAUGACAGCAGGAUCUGAACAGGGUAAGCUGGAGGAUCGUAAGCCUCUGAUGGUCUUGUUUGGAGAUGUUGCCAUGCACUACAUUCUCUCUGCUGCCCAGACAGCAGAUGGAGAAGGCCUGGUGGAGAAGCACUAUGUUUUCUUGAAGAGACUUUGCCAAGUUUUGUGUGCGUUGGGCAGCCAGCUAUGUGCGUUGCUAGGCUCAGAUUCUGAUGUGGAGACGCCAACCAACUUUGGAAAGUACCUUGACUCCUUUUUAGCCUUCACAACCCAUCCCAGCCAGUUUCUGCGCUCUUCCACCCAGAUCACAUGGGGAGCCCUCUUUCGGCACGAAGUUCUGUCUCGCGACCCCUUGCUGCUGGCUAUGAUUCCCAAGUAUCUCCGUGCAUCUAUGACCAACCUAGUGAAGGUGGGCUUUCCCUCUAAAACAGACAGUGCCAGUUGUGAAUACUCCCGCUUUGAUUUUGACAGUGAUGAGGACUUCAAUGCCUUCUUCAACUCUUUCCGAGCCCAGCAGGGGGAGGUGAUGAGGAUGGCUUGUCGUCUGGAUCCCCGAACUGGCUUCCACAUGGCUGGUGAAUGGCUGAAGUACCAGCUCACAGCUCCUGUUGAUACUGGACCCAUGAACUCUAAGACAGGCGAAGGUCUCUGCUCCAUCUUCUCUCCGUCCUUUGUGCAGUGGGAUGCCAUGACCUUCUUCUCAGAGAGCGUCAUCAGCCAGAUGUUUCGAACCCUGGAUAAAGACGAAAUCCCAGUGAACGAUGGCAUAGAUCUGCUGCAGCUUGUCCUUAAUUUUGAAACAAAGGAUCCUCUCAUCCUGUCCUGUGUGCUCACCAAUGUCUCUGCUCUCUUCCCAUUUGUCACUUACCGACCAGAAUACCUACCGCAAGUACUUUCCAAGCUGUUUGCUUCAGUUACCUUUGAAGUUAUAGAAGAAAGUAAGUUUGUUAUGUCUGUCCAGGCUCCUAGAACUCGAGCAGUGAAGAAUGUGAGAAGGCAUGCGUGCUCCUCAAUCAUAAAGAUGUGUCGGGAUUACCCUCAGCUUGUCCUGCACGUGAAGCAACUGCUCUCCAAUGAGCUACUUCUGACACAGAUGGAGAAGUGUGCUCUUAUGGAGGCCCUCGUCCUCAUAAGCAACCAGUUCAAAGACUACGAGCGGCAGAAAGCUUUCCUGGAGGAGCUCAUGGCUCCUGUUGCUGGCUUAUGGCUUUCCCCAGAGAUGCAGAGAGUCCUCUCGGAUCCUGAAGCCUUUAUCUCCUAUGUGGGUGCAGACAACAAAAUCGCCGAUCCACAGAGCUUGGUUUUGGAGAAACAAUUAGUUUACAUGGUUUUUGGAAAAACAGUCUCUCCACAUCUCUUGCUGCAGAUAAGCUUUUGCGUGUACACCAUUCUGGGAGUUGUGAAACGAGCUCGUUGGCCUGCAGCUACUGAAGAGGCAAAAGCUGGAGGAUUCUUGGUGGGAUACAUGCCCAGUGGAAGUCCAAUCUACCGUAAUCCCUGCACUGAACAGGUCCUGAAGCUUCUUGACAACUUACUUGCUCUUAUAAGGACUCACAACAAUCUCUACAUGCCAGAGAUGGUGGCUAGGCUGGGGGAAACGUUUGCAAAGGCCUUAGACAUGCUGGAGGUGGAGAAGAAUGCCAUCCUAGGUCUCCCUCAGCCUCUGCUGGAGCUUUAUGACUCUCCUGUUUACAAAACGGUCUUAGAAAGGAUGCAGGGCUUCUUUUGUACCCUCUACGACAACUGUUUCCACAUCCUGGGAAAUGCAGGCCCCUCCAUGCAACAGGAUUUCUACACCGUUGAGGGUCUUGCCACCCAGCUCCUCAGCUCAGCUUUCAUCAACCUCAACAACAUUCCCGAUUACAGACUGCGUCCCAUGCUCCGUGUGUUUGUGAAGCCCUUGGUACUCUCCUGCCCUUCAGAAUACUACGAAACCCUUGUCUGCCCCAUGCUGGGACCACUCUUUACCUAUCUGCACAUGAGGUUGUCUCAGAAAUGGCAGGUGAUCAACCAGCGAAGCAUGCUCUGUGAGGAUGAUGCUGCAGAUGACAACCCUGAGUCUCAGGAGAUGCUUGAGGAACAGCUGGUCAGGCUGCUGACCCGAGAAGUCAUGGAUCUCAUCACUGUUUGCUGUGUUUCUAAGAAAGGCGUUGAGCAUAACACUACUGCUGCUGUAGACGGAGAUGAUGAUGAGGCGAUGGCCACGGAGGUGACUCCCCCUACGAGCGCAGAGCUCACCGAGCUCGGCAAGUGUCUGAUGAAGCAGGAGGAUGUUUGCACUGCGCUGCUGAUCACUGCCUACACAUCCCUCUCCUGGAAGGACACCUUGUCCUGCCAAAGAACCACAACACAGCUUUGCUGGCCGCUGCUCAAACAGGUUCUUCCAGGAAACCUCCUCCCCGAUGCUGUGUCCUGGUUUUUCACAAGUGUGCUGAAGGGCUUACAGACACACGGGCAGCACGAUGGCUGCAUGGCAGCGCUUGUCCACCUGGCUUUCCAGAUCUACGAGGCCUUGCGCCCUCGCUACGCUGAGCUGAAGGCAGUGAUGGAGCAGAUCCCAGACAUCCAGAGGGACUCUUUGGAGCAGUUUGAUUCAAAGCUUCUCAACCCAACACUGCAGAAGGUGGCAGACAAGCGCCGGAAGGAUCAUUUCAAGCGCCUCAUCACAGGUUGCAUUGGGAAGCCCCUCGGGGAGCAGUUCCGCAAGGAGGUUCAUAUCCGGAACCUCCCAUCUCUCUUCAAAAAGGUGAAGCCAUCAUUGGAGACGGAUGUGCUAGAAAAUGAGGAUGGAGAGGGCCUCACUGCACUCUUUGAGCCCUGAGCCUGGGAUGCUGCAACUCUCUCCUCCCCUACCUUAUAUUUGUCUCUCAUAGUAAGCACAUUAGAUUCUCCUUGUCAUUGCCUCCACAAGCGUUCAUCUGAAUAAAGCCCCUUAUGGGUCCUGUCCCAUUCUCCUUUCUAUAGCGGGAUGGGGCCUGCGGUGGCAUUUGAACCAGUCUAUUAAGCUUUCCCUGAUUCCUUCCCCUCCCCUCCAUUGGAUGAGCAUCUUCAGACCUCUGCUGCUCUGCAAGGUAGGAGCUGAGCCCAUAGACUCCGUUAGGCAAAGCCUGGUCAUCCUGUAGCCUUGGGUCACUCUUGCUCCACUUCUUCAUCCCUUGGGGUUUAGGGUUAAUGCAAAAGGCAGAGUAGUGCGCCAUGUGAAAAGGGGCUACCCCAAUCUUCCUCUGGGUGCUAGUAGCUGGCCUUCGUAGGGAACACAUCAGACACUCCUGUCAUGCCUAUCAGCACUUGUCCCCAGCGGACUGGUGUUCUGAUGAAUCCGUUUCCCUCCAGGGUGCUGAGCCUUGGGCUGAGGGCUAGGUGCCAGGAAGCCUAGCAGUGCUCUAGGGUCUCCCUCGAGGUCAGCCUUUCUAAGGUGCAGCUGCUCUCUAGAAGGAGGCAGAUGCUGUCAUACAUAUAUAUACAUAUAGAUGUGUAUAUAUGUGAUCAUACAGCUUGUUCUACCCAGAGCCAAAGGGAAGGCUUUUACUUUGCGCCUGCCUUUCUUUGACAUCUCUUGGGGGAACAAGACAGAGUUUUUUAUUAUUAUUACUUUCUUUUUACCAUGCCCUGUAGACUAGAACGUGGCCAGUGCAGGGUACGCAAAAUCUGGACCAAUAUCUGAAGCACCUGCAAACCAAAAGGGAUCUCCUCACCCUGUUGCUGUGGAGGGGACAGUAGCCCAUGUUUUUACCCAGUCUGGUACUUCUUGGAGAAUUGUGUGGUGGGGCAGGAGGGGUGGGGUUUAUACUGCAGUUUACAGGGGGGGAGCCAGGUCAGAAACUGGUUUUUAGAUGAGGUGGGACUCUAUCGAACCACUCCAGUCUGCCAAGCUGGUGGUUCUGACAUGACAGAUGGUUCACUUGAUCUAUCCUAGUGUUAGCACAGGAGCUGGGAGGGUCUGUCUGGAGCUAGCUGGCAGUUUUGCCAUCCAGGAGACAGAACAAGGAAUAAACUGGUGGGUGGUGAAGGUGGUGUCUCCACUUGGACAGAUUGGACAGAAAAGCUGGGUGUGAGAAGGGUGGGAGUGCAGAAAGGAAGCUCGUGCUGUGGGAAUCCAGUUGCCCUCCUGCCCCUGCUGUUCCACCAGCACCCUCCACUUUCCUCCUGGCCUCAAACUUUUUUAACCUCUGAGCUAAUGUGGCUCCUGGCUCUAGCAAAGGCUGGGUGUAUUUAUUGUGUUGUGAUAUUUUUAACAUUCUGUGACUUCAUGCUAGACACAAGGGGUUUUUUUUAAAUGGUUUUUAGAACCUUUUUUGUAGGAAUGUUUAAAUCCGAAGCUGUCUCUGAACUGGUUGUGUUACACCUCUGAAUGUCAGUAAAGCUAUUCCAGUUUCAUACAUAUGGUGUCGUGGCUUCAUUCUUAUUCUUUUACCUAUUUCAGUAAGAAAGAUCUGUGGCCUCUGCUCUGCCCAGACUGCCUUCCUAAGGAUUGUUCAGCGCUCUUUAUUCCAGCUACCAAAAAGGGAGCACCUUUUCUGGUAGUCAACAUACAUUUAUGAGGGAGGGGAUGAACCAUUCCAGACUACGUCAUUAAAUUAGAAGGCAUGGGGAAAAUUGCACUUUGAGGUAUUUAUAUGUCACUCGCAGCUGGUUUAUAUUAAUUCCACAACAGCCACUAGGUCCCAGUUUACAGCUUGAAGCAAAACCCUUUGGCGUGGCUACUCCAGGGCACGUCCCAUGAGCAGUUUGGGAAAUAUAUGAAGCAAUAGCACAGGAAGGUGCAUGUGCUACUAAAGUAGCCUCUGAGCCCACCCCUGGCUACUGCUGGGAGGCACAAUGUCUCGGGAUUGUACGGGAGGUUAGCCAUAACUCUCUCAGCUCACCUCUUCAGUAACAUGGGAAGGUGAUGUAGCGAUUGCCUUUCCUCUCCCCUCACCUGACGGAGGUUGCAUGAAAGGUCUCUCUCACAAUAAAAAUAGAAGCCCUCAAAGAGGUGGGCCUGAGCAACAUCAACAAAAGUUUUUGUUACAAAACCUUUUCCCAAGGCCCAGCUGUAAUCCAGCUCAGCACAGAAGCUGCUUCAGCUUGUUUAAACUGAAAGGAUCCAGCUAGAAAUCACUACUUUUCAAAUGGGAUUAACACCUAAAGGAUGUUCACAGUCUAAGUAACUAUAGCCCAGUGCAACAGGUAGAGAAAAAGCAUGUUUUGCUCUAAAUUCCAGCACUGUAGUGAGGAUUGACUUAAGCAACUGGGACACAGCAGUACCCCCAGCCAUUCUCUGAAGUUCCAGUUCCUUCAUCAGCUUGUCAAGAGAGACUUCCAUAAGCCAAGACCAACCCGGUGCUGGCUAACAGCAGUGCUCACCACUGACACUAACUU
Molecule: messenger RNA, 6224 nt
Organism: Egretta garzetta (little egret)
Lineage: Eukaryota; Metazoa; Chordata; Aves; Pelecaniformes; Ardeidae
Gene: XPO5
Product: exportin 5
Exons: 34
Biological process (GO): RNA export from nucleus; protein export from nucleus
Cellular component (GO): RNA nuclear export complex; cytoplasm; nucleus
Molecular function (GO): small GTPase binding; nuclear export signal receptor activity; RNA binding
Source: RefSeq, a predicted model, not a curated record